UCUCAUGGACAGGAGCCUGGUGGGCUGCAGUCCAUGGGGUCACAAAGAGUUGUGCACGACUGAGCGACUAACAUUACUUACUGUAGAAGGGGGCUAAUCUCUUUCAUACAGAGAGAGUUCCUAAAAGCCUGUAAGAUUAUUUAAAAAAAAAAAAAAAUCAGGUGAAGCAAAAAAUGGCGCCUGCAAAUGAGUAAAGUUUGUGAUGCAGCAAGUUUUUUGUCUCUGGUCGAGCUCUUCUUCCCAGGACGGAAGAAAAUGCAGGUUCCUCAUUGGGCAGCAUGGGUACGAGCAGUGGGAGGCGAUCAAGACUCCAGCAUCUUCCCUGGCUGCAUCAACAAGGCUGAGGUCUUUGAAGACCAGGUAAACGGACGCCUCAAGAAGGGACUGGCGGAAGGUAAAGACUAUGUGCUGCUCCCAAUGGCUGCUCAGCAUUACCUGGUCAACUGGUAUGUUCUAGAGCAUGACCCGCCCUGCAUGGAACGCAAGGUCGUGGAACUGCCCAGCACCCACAAGGUUGAAGUGCACCCAGUAGGACUGGUGCUCGUCCAGCUCAAUGAUACGGACACACCGCCCACGGCUCAGCUCAGCCCCGCAGAUUCUAGUGACCUCGUUUUUGCGCACCGCUCGAGAACAGUUUCCGGGUCACCCCAGGAAGAGACCCGGCUGUGGCUCAAGAACGCGGAGGGCUCUUUUGAGAGGUUGUGCGACGCCUGCGUCACAGUGCUUGACGCCGCUCUCGAGACUGAGCAGGUGGUCGUCAUGGAGACCCGAAACAAGGAUGGCACCUGGCGCAGUGCGCGACCACACACGAUUGGAGCAUCGGAGGAGGGUGAGGACUUACAAGGCCAGCCGGGCAUCUGUGGUCUCACCAACCUGGGCAACACGUGCUUCAUGAACUCGGCCCUGCAGUGCCUCAGCAAUGUGCCGCAGCUCACCGAGUACUUCCUCCAAAACCGCUACCUAGAGGAGCUCAACCUCAGCAACCCGCUGGGCAUGAAGGGGGAGAUUGCAGAGGCCUAUGCCGACCUGGUGAAGCAGGCGUGGUCCGGCCACCACCGCUCCAUCGUGCCCUACGUGUUCAAGACCAAGGUCAGCCACUUUGCGUCCCAGUUCCUGGGCUACCAGCUGCAUGACUCACAGGAGCUGCUGUCGUUCCUCCUGGAUGGACUGCACGAGGACCUCAAUCGCGUCAAGAAGAAGGAAUACGUGGAGCUGUGCGACGCUGCUGGGAGACCCGAUCACGAGGUGGCUCAGGAGGCCUGGCAGAACCACAAACGGUGGAACGAUUCUGUGAUCGUGGACACUUUCCAUGGCCUCUUCAAGUCCACCUUGGUGUGCCCUGAGUGUGGCAAUGUGUCUGUGACCUUCGACCCCUUCUGCUACCUCAGUGUCCCACUGCCUGUGAGCCACAAGAGGGUCAUGGAGAUUUUCUUUGUCUCCAUGGACCCCCGCCGCAAGCCCGAGCAACACCAGCUCCUGGUCCCCAAGAAAGGCAAGAUCUUGGAUCUGUGUGUGGCUCUGGCCAAACACACUGGCGUCUCUCCAGAAAGGAUGAUGGUGGCCGAUGUCUUCAGUCACCGCUUCUAUAAGAUCUACCAACUGGAGGAGUCUCUGAGCAGCAUCUUGGACAGAGACGAUAUCUUCAUAUACGAGGUGUCAGGCAGGGCGGCCGUUGGGGAGAACUCCAGAGAGGACGUUGUGCUUCCUGUCUACCUGCGGGAGCGCACCCCAGCCCGGGACUACAACGGUUCCUACUAUGGCCUGAUGCUCUUCGGGCACCCGCUUCUGGUGUCGGUGCCCCGGGACCGGCUCUCGUGGGACGCCCUGUAUCACAUCCUGCUGUACCGCCUCUCACGCUACGUGACCAGACCCAGCUGGGAUGAUGAGGAAGAUGGGGAUGAGAAAGACCUGGAGGGUAAGGACAGCCUCCCUCAGCCUGGACAUGGGUCUGGGGGCAGCUCCCAAGACCCUGGGCUGGAGCAGGCUGGGUCCAGCUCUGGAGUUGUGAGCGGUAGCCCCGGCCCUGUGGACACCUCUCCUGGGCCAUCUCACUGGCCCCAGAGGGUGUGGCACAAGCACCUCUUCACCCUGCAAAGGGUUAAUUCCAAUGGGACCAGCGACCGCUGGACCUUCAACGAGGAUACCCAGGCACAGCCAUACAUUGCCAUUGACUGGGAGCCAGAGAUGAAGAAGCGUUACUAUGACGAGGUGGAGGCUGAGGGCUACGUGAAGCACAGCUGUGUCGGGUACGUGCUGAAGAAGGCCCCAGUGCAGCUGCAGGAAUGCAUCGAACUCUUCACCACUGUUGAGACCCUGGAGAAGGAAAACCCCUGGUACUGCCCCACUUGCAAGCAGCACCAGCUGGCCACCAAGAAGCUGGACUUGUGGAUGCUACCAGAGACACUCAUUAUCCACCUGAAGCGCUUUUCCUACACCACUUUCUCCCGCGAAAAGCUGGACACGCUUGUGGAGUUUCCUAUCCGGGACCUGGACUUCUCUGAGUUUGUCAUCAAGCCUCAGGACAACUCAGCUCCGGAGCUCUACAAAUACGACCUCAUCGCGGUUUCCAACCAUUAUGGGGGCCUGCGGGAUGGACACUACACGACAUUUGCCUGCAACAAGGACAGCGGCCAGUGGCACUACUUCGAUGACAACAGCGUCUUGCCUGUGACGGAGAAUCAGAUUGAGUCCAAGGCAGCCUAUGUCCUCUUCUACCAGCGCCAGGACGUGGCACACCGUCUACAACCCCAGGCUGGCUCAUUGAACCCCCCGGCAUCCUCUGCCUGCGAUGCGCCACCCAAGUCGGGGUUCAUGGAUGUAAACUGAGGAGCCCCGGCCCCACCAGAGGGAAGGAAGCUGUCCCAGCUCUCUUCCUUCCCAAAGCCACCCCCGUUCUCUUACCCAUUAGGUGCCCCGCACCAGGCGUCGUGGGCUUAGUCGUGGCUGCUGUUCUCCUGUGCCGCUACAUCACUCUCUCCCAGGGAAAAAGAGCUCAUGGCUCCUUCCAGCAGUGUGUUCCCCACCCAUGUUUGCUCUUCAGAGCAUCAGCCUUCCCUUCUAUUCUCUAUUUAUGAUUCUCCCCUUCCUUCUUGUCCUCAGUCCGGGGUGUUCUCAGGGGGUGGGGGUGGGGUGCACCUGAACAGAGUGUAUUUUCUUUCUGAGACCUUGUACCUUGCACUGUGUAUAUAUAAAAGUGCCAGUGUGUUCCUAAAAAAAAAAAAAAUUCAGAUCAAAGUUAUAAAUACACAGUUCAUAGAAAAAUACAAAUGGUUCUUGAAUGUGUAAAAAUUGCUCUAUCUCAUAGAGAAAUGCAAAUUAAAAUUAGUUAACACAAGUUACCUCUCAGACUGACAAAACUCAGGAAGUUGUAUAACAAGUGUUAGUGAGUGGGUAUAAAAGCAGUGGAUAGGGAGAGAAGUUACAAAAAUAUGAACAUACUAUACCUUCAUGUGCUUACCCAAAUGACUGGAAUACCUUCUUGGUGAAUAUGUCAAAAUCUGGUAACAAUUUUUUUUUUAAUAACAUUGGUAAAUCGGUGGUGAGGUGACUUAGUUGAAAAGGAGGCAUUUUAUUAUAUAUUUUAAAAUUUUUGAUCUAUGUGAAUAAUUUAUCUACAUAAAAGAAUUGGGAGGGGGGCUUCCUUGGUGGUCCAGUGGUUAAGACUUAACACCUGCAAGGGUCUUGGAUUCAGUCCCCCGUCAGGGAGAACUAUGAUCCCUCAUGCCAUGCAGUACAGCCAAAAAAUGUUGAAAAGAAAGAAAUUAGGAGUAAAUCAUCUCAUUUAGCGUUGGGUUGAAGCGAUUUCCACAAUACAUCAAGGGAAGCAAGAUGCAGAAACUGUGUAUUGUAUGAUCUUGUUUUUAUAAAACAAAUACCAAUAAAAUUCCUAUAUGUAGUUAAACAUAUAGAUACAUGGUGUAUGCACUUUAUACCUGUAUACCAUAUAAUACAACACAUCAUAUCGUGUAAGACUCUGUGGGGAUAGAGGGAAAAGGAAGGACAUGUGAUGGUUAACAGUGGUUGUUUGCAGAAUCUGGUGGAGGGAGACAUGUGAAAAGAAUAUAUUUUUUAACAAUAUGGCUGACAUUUUUGAAAGAAAAAAAUGGGUGUGCAUAUCUAUUUAUGUCUGUCUGGAACAUAGAACAAAGAAAGAAACAUCACCUGCAAGCCACAAGAAAACAUAACUAUCAUGACUCUUUGUUCAUGAGCUAGAAUAUGAAAACACACGUGUAUAUAUGUAUGUGUGUAUAUAUGCACACAUGUAUAUGUAGAAAGAUGGUCAUGGAAUGUUGAGGGUAAGUGUUUCAGAGAUACAGGGUUUCAGGACAUUUUUUUGCUUUCUAAUAUUUGGAUGUGUUUGACUUUUUCAAUAAAACUAUGUAACUGUGGGAAGGGAAGAAAUUGAAACAAGAAUAAUACAUGUUUUCUAAAUCUUG
Molecule: messenger RNA, 4436 nt
Organism: Bubalus bubalis (water buffalo)
Lineage: Eukaryota; Metazoa; Chordata; Mammalia; Artiodactyla; Bovidae
Product: ubiquitin carboxyl-terminal hydrolase 11-like
Biological process (GO): protein deubiquitination
Molecular function (GO): cysteine-type deubiquitinase activity
Source: RefSeq, a predicted model, not a curated record